GUCAUCAACAACAGUCAGUCAGACACCUCGGGGAGUUUUCUAACCAACAAAACCGAAACAUUAUAGAUGUUGAGACGCUGUCAGUGUAUAUAAUUCACUGUGUUUUAAAACAUAUUUCUGUCGUAUAGAUAGUUACCUCCCUCGUUUAAUUUCAUAUGUACGUUACUAAAUCAGCAAGCUGAAUAGCUCAAAUAGCUUAGCAACUGGGCUAGUCUCACAUGUUAACUAGCUGUUUUAUUUAUUUCACCAGCUAGUUAGCUAACAUAGCUAACGUCCCCCGACCAUGAGUUCACAAAACUACUCUCCUCCUGUUAAAGAGGAGGAGGAGGUCUGCUGGACGGAGAAAGAGGGUCUCGUCAAAGAGGAAGAGGAGGCUGUUACAAUACAAAAACAAGUAGAGGGUGAGGCUGUUACCGUGAAAGAAGAAGAGAAAGACGUUUCAGUGAAAGAAGAGGAAAACGCGUUCAGAGUGAAAGAGGAGGAGGAUGUUACAGUAAAAGAAGAGGAGAUGGAAGUGACAGUGACAGAAGAGGAAGACGCGUUCAGAGUGACUGAGGAGGAAGAGAAAGUGGAUGCACCAUCGAGAGCAUCCUGUCGGGCUGUGUCACCGCCUGGUACGGCAACUGCACCGCCCGCAACCGCAGGGCUCUCCAGAGGGUGGUGCGAUCUGCCCAACGUAUCACCGGGGGCAAACGACCUGCCCUCCAGGACACCUACACCACCCGAUGCCACAGGAAGGAUCAAAAUAUCACCAAGGACAACAGCCACCCGAGACGCUGCCAGUUCAGCCCGCUACCAUCCAGAAGGCGAGGAUGCAGUUUUUGGACUGAAGGAGGAAGGAGAGAGAACUGACACAUUGGUGGAGGAAGAGGAGGAGACAGGAGACCUGAUUAACACCAAGAAGUUUCCGGUGCGUUCUGCAGUACGUUCCUGUCCGCUUUGCCCCAAGGUGGUGGUCGGCUUCAGUCAGCACCUGAGGAACACGCACAACGUAAGGAACACGGAGGAGAGGAUCCUCCUUUGUAAUUGGCAGUCUGGCCGCGUCAAUAUCAGAAAGGAAACGUGUCCAGUGACGGGAUGUUCCACACGCGUCAGUAGACUGGAUCGACACAUGGAGUCCCACACGGAGCUCAACAGAUCGCAGAGGAGACGAGCUUUAGAGGAACUUAGGAGACGGCUGACCAUGGAGCGGCUGGCCACGUUGAGGGCGUCCAACCCUGUCGUACCGCUGGCCACCCGUUUGGAUAUCGCGGACGGUGGUGCGAAGCAAGAAGAGGAGGACGACUCUUUAGAUUCGCUGCUGACUCCUUUGGAAGGGGAGGAGGAGGAGGAGGAGGACGUGAGCUGCGAAGCUUAUUCCUGCCACUGCCAAGCGCCGAUCUUGAGGCUGCGGAAAGCUUUGCAAGAGCGGGAUGAAGCCCUGACCAAGAUAAGUGAGACCAUCCGAUCCGUUAGAGAGGACAACCUAAAGCUGAUCUCUGAACUGAAUAGAGCGAGGAAGAGGUACCAGCUACUGAAAAGGCAGAAGACGAGUGUCGGGGCGAGGACGGCAAAUGCGAGGUCCAGGUUUCAGACCGAGCCGUCUCCUCUUGCGUCAGACACAGAACAAGGGGAGCUGCAGGAGGACCAAGACGUGGGUUCAGGGGCUCAGACAGAGGAGGACACGGCGCCUGGAUCGAGCAGCCAAAUUCCCUUCCCGGGCUCUGCUCUGAGUGUGUUUAUAGAGGGGUUCAGGAAGACCUGUGAAGGUCCAAAUCCAAACAAUAAACUGAAGCAAGAUUGUGCCGCAAAGAUCAAGAUGGUGCAGCAAUUUUUGACGUACAUGGCGAAGGAUGAGUUUUAUCCAUCCGCUCUCACUUUCCUGACGAACCACGACAACAUGAGGAGAUGGUUUCAGACUCUUCAGAAGAACAAGGCCGUCGCCACGGUCAACCACUACGCCUCGACGAUCGGUGCGUUUCUCCAAUACUCCGAGGAGACGCCUCCGCCUGGUUGCCGGCUGACCAAAAACCAUUGGAAGGAGAUCAACCGGGCAAUGAAGGAGAUUAACGAGUCCGUGAAACGACCCGUUUCCAGGAAGGAAGGCAAGGUGGUGUCUAUAAAGAGCCUGCUGGAAUGCCAGUCUCUUGCCAAGGUCAAGAUCCCUCAAGUGCUGAAAAUCUUGGAAGAAACGAGGACACAGAGGAACCAGAACCGGUUUUACGGAUUUCUGUGUGCCUAUUUUACCUCCAUGUACGGCCACAGCCCGGGCCUGUAUAGAAACAUGACGGUGAAGGAGGUGGAGGAGGCCCAGUGGGGCCUGUCUGGGACCUGUCUGAUCAACGUGGGAAACACACAACAAAUGGAAACCACGAUCCAGAUGUCGCUGACCAAAGAAGAGUACACUUGGUUUUCAGACUUCCUGAAAUUCAAGCACUUCCUCCCAGGGGGAAAGAAAGCCCAGCACUUUUUUUUCAAUUCCACCAACACUGAGAUCAGGAAUCUACCGGUCUACCUGAAAGAGGCGUGGAAGGAGAUGGGCCUGCCUGAAAGCCCUAACUUCACCGAGCUGCGGACUUCCAUUGUCAGUCAUGUCAAAAACGUUCUCCCGAAUGCCGACAGGGAAAUGCUGGCCGACUUCAUGUGCCACGACAGCCAGGUGAAAGACAAACGUUACGCGAUGAAUCCUUCCAAAGCCGGUGAAACCAGCGCCUUCCUUGAGACGGCGUCGAAGGGAGAAGAUACCACACCACUGUCGCCGCAGAGAACCAGCCCUCCACCUCCAGAAAGAGGAAGACGAGAGAGGGCGACUCCGUCUCCGAACGAAGCACCAACCCUGAAGAGAUCGAGGUGCAGUACCAGGAGUCUGACACGUUCGCCGGGUAGGGAGAGGAACGAAGCACCAACCCUGAAGAGAUCGAGGUGCAGUACCAGGAGUCCGACACGUUCGACGGGGAGGACCAGGAACGAAGCACCAACCCUGAAGAGAUCGAGGUGCAGUACCAGGAGUCUGACACGUUCGACGGGGAGGACCAGGAACGAAGCAUCAACCCUGAAGAGAUCGAGGUGCAGUACCAGGAGUCUGACACGUUCGCCGGGGAUGACCAGGAACGGAACGGACGGCCAGACAAACCUCUAGUAAAAUAACAUAUCCAGAGACGACGCGUUUAGAUUACAAAGAUGCACUUGUACGCCAUUUAACAGUCGAGAACAAACCGAUUGAUACUCGGAAGAACACAUCGCCGCUCGCCUCCCACUUUGUCGCGCUGCGUAUGAUGUAUGACGCUGCAGGGUAUGAAGCAGCUGAGGUCCGUUUUAAAGAAGGAUGAGGAAGUGCACGAGGAAAGACGAGGGGUUUGACCUCUGACAGUCAGAUGGAAGGAGGGGAGCUGUCUUCUGAAGAAUGUUCGACUUUCUCACAUUUAUACACACCACACACACAGACACACACACACACACACACACACACACACACACACACACACACAGGUUGUUGAUUCAGACUCCUGAUGGAGACAUUAUAACAACGAGAGCUUACACAAUAUUAAAAGUCAUUUAAUUUCAUUUCUUGUUUAGAUUAUUCAAUAAAAUGUUGUUGCUAGUUCUCCACUGUGUUGUUUUCAUUUCAGACCGUGAGGUUGAAUUUAAAACAGGGUUGAGUGAAGUAACAUAGGAUCAUAUCUCAGGGAAUGUCAAAACAGGAAGGGAAUGUCAAAACAGGAAGGGAAUGUCAAAACAGGAAGGGAAUGUCAAAACAGGAAGGGAGAUUUAAAACAGGAAGGGAGAUUUAAAACAGGAAGGGAGAUUUUAAAACAGGAAGGGAGAUUUUAAAACAGGAAGGGAGAUUUUAAAACAGGAAGGGAGAUUUUAAAACAGGAAGGGAGAUUCGAAACAGGAAGGGAGAUUUAAAACAAGAAGGGAGAUUUUAAAACAGGAAGGGAGAUUCAAAACAGGAAGGGAGAUUUUAAAACUGGAUUGAGUGAUGUAACAGUUAUGAAGGGAGAUUUAAAACAGGAUUGAGUGAAGUAACAGCAAAUACGUUGAAUGAGAAACUUCUGAGCGUGUAGAUCUUCACAAGGUUGACGAAAUGACCUCAUAUCUUUUCAGUCUAAUACCUCUAUUUACUGCUGUUGUUCUCAUUAGAAGCUUUCUGUAAGUAACUGUCCUCUCCAUGUUUUAGUAAGUAUACUGAACAAAAAAUGUAAACACAACAGUGUUGGUCCCUAUGUUUCAUGAGCUGAAAUAAAAUAUCACAAAA
Messenger RNA from Salmo salar (Atlantic salmon), 4237 nucleotides. RefSeq lists its product as uncharacterized. The record is from RefSeq and is a predicted model, not a curated record. NCBI's taxonomy places the organism in Eukaryota, Metazoa, Chordata, Actinopteri, Salmoniformes, Salmonidae.